Messenger RNA from Phragmites australis (common reed), 5675 nucleotides. RefSeq lists its product as uncharacterized. The transcript is spliced from 34 exons. The record is from RefSeq and is a predicted model, not a curated record. Gene Ontology annotation, biological process: tRNA methylation. Bases 53 to 5491 code for a protein of 1812 amino acids. NCBI's taxonomy places the organism in Eukaryota, Viridiplantae, Streptophyta, Magnoliopsida, Poales, Poaceae. Gene Ontology annotation, molecular function: tRNA (guanine) methyltransferase activity; RNA binding.
UAGUAGGGUUUUGGUUUUCCCUCUCUCUCCGGUCUCCGCCUCCGCCUCCGCAAUGGCGUCUGCCCCUGAUCCUGCCGACCGUGCGCUCGCCGCCCUGGAGAGCUGCUUCCGCUUCCUUCCGGCUGACGCCGUCCCCGCGGUCGUCGACUGCGUCCUCGCCUCCUCCUCCGCGGCCUCCCCCUCCCAACUCUUCCACGCGCUCCUCCAUUCCUCCUCCUCCAAGCAGGAACAGGAGCAGGAACAGGGUCUCCAAGCCCAGUCCGACCAUCAUGCCGCCAUCUCCUACACCGCCGCGCUCUGCCAUUUGCUCGCCCAAUUCGACAGCCCCCCGAAGGCUAAGGAUGCUCUGCGCUUGCUGCUGUGGAGGGUUUUCCUGCCGCUGCUCAGAGAUGGCAUCGUACCCAAUCAUCUUCACCAGGUGAUUGCUUUGAUGUGCGAUGCAGUCUCCAAUACCGGAUCCUGGGACCUACUAGGAGCUACCAUAGUUCCAUUCUGCAUUCGGUCAUCUGCUGUUGCCAUGGGUUUGUACGCCAAUGAUGACUCCAUGCUUUACCACAGUACCAUGGAAGCGGGUUUUGAUGGGGAGAAUCUGUCACACAUGCUACCGCUCUCCAAGGCGAGCAGUGUGUUAGCAUCAGUGCUGGGGGACACGUUGAAGAGGCGAAGGACCAUCCUCAGCGUGGGGUUGCUUACCUCUCAGGAAUGUGCUGCUGAUCUCGAUGCACUGGUGCAGAAUUUGACAUGGGACAUAUCCACCUUGGUACUCAAGAUGUUUGCACAUGGUCAAGAGUAUCGGUCUUGUGCAGCCCGGAUCCUCCUACAGCCUCUACUCAUCUCACUUGCAGAUGUUUCCUGCGUCAACUUAACGUUUGGCGCAGUCCAGCAUAAGCUAUCGAGGUUUGGUUUCCUAGAAUGUAUAUGGAAGUCCUGUGUUUCUCUGUUUUCUUUGGGGUGUGGCGAGCGGCUGGACGCAUACAACAUACUUUCUUUGUACUUCUCAACACUCAAAUCGGGAAAUCUAGACGCUGUCUUGGGAGCUGACGAGGUCCAGGAAUUUGAUCUUAGGAAUGUCAGCGAAUUUUGGGAUGAACUACGCAGGGGACUGGUUGACAAGGAUUCUUUAGUAAGGAAACAGGCCUUCUCUGUCUUGAAACUAUCACUUAGCAUGUUUACCUCUUCUUCUGGGAAUGAUGUCACCCAUCAUUUCUCCAGCAGGAGCUCAACUGCUUUUCCUGCUCAAACCAAAUCAAAUACUGCAGCGACAAAAAGAGAAAGGUGGGCUAGCAAAGAAGCUAAGUCCCUGGGCGUCAGAGAGAUGGGCCAAUCAGGCGAACACUGUUCGAGUGGUCAAGAUCGGUGGAGGGUCUUCCAGUUACUCUAUGAGAUGCUCCAGGAGUACGGGACACAUUUAGUUGAAGCAGCCUGGACACACCAGGUAGUGCUGCUGUUUGAGUCUACACCACAGAGUGACUAUUUGAGUCACACCUCCCAUGGAGCCUUUCAUGCUCAGAUGGAGUCUUUGGAAGGAAUUUUGCACUGGAUGGCAGUUCUUUGGGAGCGUGGGUUUACUCAUGAUAAUCCUCAAGUCAGAUGCCUGGUUAUGCAAUCCUUUUUGGAUAUUGCAUGGGAACGCUACAAGGUUUGCACCCAGAUAAUUCCAAGAGGCUUUGUUCUCGGUCCUCUGAUACGUGGUUUGAACGAUGUAGUUCACCACAAGGAUUUCGGCAUUGGGGGUGUUUAUAAUUCGAAAACCAUAAAAGGUGCAGAGAGAUUUUUCAACACUUAUGCCCAUAACUUGACGGAACGUGACCGUAUACAUCUGGUUUGGAGUUUGGCAUCUGCUGCUAAGCAGGAUUCAUUUGGCCGAGCAGGGUUAAUGACUCUUGCAUUCUGUGUUGCUUCAUGCGCAUGUCAGUCAGAUACAAAUGAUGUGCCAUGUGCUACCUCUCGGAAAGAAGUGGUAAAAUGUGACGGAGAUGCACCUGCAGCAGUUAGGAUUGUGGAUUUGUUAGAUGUCUUAUGUAUUCUUAGCGAGAGGAGCAAACAACACUUUAAUCCAAAGUAUCGUCUGAAAGUUUGUGAGCAGGUUAUCAAAGUUGCAACAUCGCUGAUAAGUGCCACUGAAAUUCCACUUAAUCAGCUUCCGCAUUUCAUUUCUACAAUACCUCGAGAGUUCACUGAUUAUUUUGGACCACUGAGAGUAAUAGUUCAGAAAUGGUUUGUUCAGAAGAAAGAAUGUUCUGCCGGUAACACUUUGUUGAAUAAACUUAUUGAUUUCCCUACCACCUUUGUGAAGCACAAACAGGAAGAAGGUUCAAAAUUGUUUGAUGAUGAGGAUGUGGGUGCAUGGGAAGCUGAAGCACGGAGGUGGGCAAGGAUCCUUCUUCUUGUAACAUCAGAGGAGCAAUAUUUGAAGCGAAUCUUUGUGUUUGUGGAAGCAUACGGUUACAAGCUCUCUGACCAAUGUCCCAUUGGAGAAUGCAUUCCUGUAAAGUUUUUUAUCAUUGUUUUAAGCUUGAUUGAGGAACUUGAAGUGAGGCGGAAAAAGCUUGUUUGCCAGAAUAAUACCAUCUUGAAAGGAGGUGCACAUAGAGCAAAUGGCUUAGAGCACCAUGAUCUCAAUGAGAAGCUUGCAGAAUCAUUAUCUCUAGUUUUGGAAAAUAUGGUGCUCUUCAGCAAGACAUCUUGCUCAAUUUUCUGGUUGAGAAGUGUGGAGAACACGGAUUUACCGUAUUCAGUUAAAGGGAAGCUGGGAGGCCCAAGUCAGCGCCGUUUGUCUACCUUUAUAACCUCUUCAGUGUUGCAGGGUAUUUGGUCAAUGAGGUGUAUUAGUUCUGUUGCCUUAUGGUGUAACCAUUACAGCUCCGGUGAUUCUCUUUCUUCAACAUUUUCUUUCCUAUGGGACUUCUGUUGGGAAGUUAUACAACACUCCACUAAUGCCACCGAGACUGGAGCUGAACUUCACUUGGCAGCUUAUGAAGCUCUAGCCUAUGUUCUAGUAACUCUAUCUACUGCUCGCAAUUCUCGGUUUCUGGAUCCUGUGGAAGCGAAGCAAACAAAUCAAGCCAGGAAAUUUUCAUUGGAUAAUUUGGUCACCACUUUCCUUGACAACAUCAACUAUAUCCUUAUGAAUGGAACUCUAACACGAAGCAGACGAGCUGUUUUAAUGAAUUGGAAGUGGCUUUGUGUGGACUCCAUGCUAUCCAUUUCUUGCUGCUAUAGUGAGAAUGAGUCUCAGCUGAAGAGUUUGGAUCCUUUAUUUUCAUAUUCAACGCUCCGAUGCAUUCUUUUUGAUGUUAUCGAAAGCCUUGAAAAUGCUGGCGAAAAUUCUGUCUUAUCCAUCCUGAGAUGUGUGAGAUCUGUUUUGGGGCUGUUACACUUGAAUAUGGGCUCCAGGAAUUUUACCUCUUUAGGCAUUAGUUAUGAGAUUAUGAUGCAAUUAGUAAAAUCCUCCUGGAUCUUGCACCUUAGCUGCAACAAACGCCGAGUGGCGCCAAUUGCUGCACUAUUAUCUGCAAUAUUGCACCCAGCAAUCUUUCCUAAUUUGGAAAUGCACCAGACAAACGAAAAAGGGCCAGGCCCUUUGAAAUGGUUUAUUGGGAAUCUUCUUAAUGAAGGUUCAAAAAGUCCUCGAACUACUCGCCUAGCAGCUUUGCAUUUGAGUGGUCUAUGGUUGAUGUACCCACAAACUCUUAGAUUUUAUAUGGAUGAACUGAAGCUACUAUCGUUAUAUGGAUCUGUGGCAUUUGACGAAGAUUUUGAAGCUGAACUCUCUGAAAACCACGAAGCAAGAUUUGAGGUUUCCAUGCUAGCGCAAAGUCCAGAUCAUGAAUUCAUGGAGGUUUUCAUUAAUACAGAAUUAUAUGCUCGCGUUUCAGUUGCUGUUCUCUUUCAUCAGAUUUGGAAACAAAUCAAAGAAAAGAGUAGCCUGGAAACUGAAGCUCUUCAACCUGGCAAACUAUUUCUACUAAAACUUCUUGACUCCGCGGUGAAUGACAAGGAUCUUUCAAAAGAACUUUACAAGAAAUAUAGCAGUGUACAUAGGCGUAAAGUUCGUGUGUGGCAGAUGAUAUGUGUUUUGUCACACUAUGUAGAAGACGAUAUAGUUGGAGAAGUGACAUCUAUCAUUCACAUCUGUCUUUAUAGAAAUAAUUUGCCCGCUGUCCGGCAGUACUUGGAGACAUUCGCUAUACUUAUUUACUUAAAAUUUCCAACAUUGGCAGAAGAACAACUUAUUCCUAUUUUUCAUGACAAAGGGAUGCGACAACAGGCACUGUCAUCUUAUGUUUUUAUAGUAGCAAACGUGAUCCUCCAUUCAAGGCAGCUGGCUACCCAGAUAAACCACCUGAAUCAACUGCUUCCUCCUAUAAUGCCGUUUUUAACAUCUCAUCACCACAGUUUACGUUGUUUUACUCAGCUACUUGUGCACUCAGUGCUAUCAAGGUUGUGGCCUACUUUGCAACUCGAAACUUCAGAAGAUGCAGUCUUUGAGAGGAGGUGCAUUCAAGAAUUGAAAAAUUAUCUGGCAGAAAAUUCUGACUGCGUGAGGCUCAGAGUUUCAAUUGAAGGUUUCCUUGAUGUUUUUGAUCCCAAUGCAUCUGGGACUCCUUUGGGAAUAUUUGGCGCUCGUCCUGAGGUGUCUGACUUUGAAUGUGUUCCAAUGUCUGUGAUGGAGCGAGUGAUUGACUUCCUGAAUGAUGUGAGGGAGGACUUGAGACAUUCUAUAGCAAAGGAUUCAGUAACAAUCAAGAAUGAGGAUCUCGCAGUGGAAGAGCAUCACAAUGAGGACAAAACUGAUGGGAGCAUAUCAGAGUUCUUGCAACCUAGUCAAGAUGCACUCAAUUUCCAGAAGAAAAUUACACCCCAUAGGGACUCUGAGCAACCAUUGAACUACAGGGGUCAUGGAACAGUUGGUGAUGACGGUAUUUCAAGUUUAAUUUCCGAGAUGGAGGAAGAUGACCAACUUUUCAACCUAGCGCUAGAAGCAAGAAAACAUGCUGUGGAAACAAUCAAGCAAAGCCAGCAAGAAUUGAUCGUGGUUGCAUCAUUGGUAGACCGCAUACCUAAUCUUGCCGGACUGACAAGAACAUGUGAGGUAUUCAAAGCAGCUGGUUUGGUUGUUGCUGACAAGAGUAUUGUUCAGGACAAGCAAUUCCGGCUGAUCAGUGUGACUGCUGAGAAAUGGGUGCCGAUGGUGGAGGUCCCGGUGGAUAGCGUGAGAGUGUACCUGGAGAAGAAGAGGGUGGAAGGGUAUUCGGUGAUCGGGCUGGAGCAGACGGCCAACAGCAAGCCCCUGGACCAGUUCGCCUUCCCGAGCAAGACGGUGCUGGUGCUGGGGCGGGAGAAGGAAGGAAUCCCCGUGGACAUAAUCCACAUCCUGGACGCGUGCGUGGAGAUCCCGCAGCUGGGCGUGGUGCGGUCGCUCAACGUUCAUGUCAGUGGCGCCAUCGCAGUCUGGGAGUACACGCGGCAACACAAGCAACCAAGCUGAUUUCAUUUAAUCCCCGGUUCAAGACUUGUUAUUUCUUUCAAUGGCCUUUGGCUUUGACUAAUUUCUUUUUGUUUUGAGUCGCCGUGUUCUUUGUUACUUACUGCUACAGCACCUGAUAAAGUUGUUCUCAUCUGUAAUGUAAAAACACUCAUCGGAAAAGGAGACGAUUGUUUAGGCACAUUCA